Messenger RNA from Cololabis saira (Pacific saury), 6270 nucleotides. It is a transcript of the gene fyco1a, whose product is annotated as FYVE and coiled-coil domain autophagy adaptor 1a. NCBI's taxonomy places the organism in Eukaryota, Metazoa, Chordata, Actinopteri, Beloniformes, Belonidae. The transcript has 18 exons. Gene Ontology annotation, cellular component: autophagosome; lysosome; late endosome. Gene Ontology annotation, molecular function: metal ion binding. Gene Ontology annotation, biological process: plus-end-directed vesicle transport along microtubule; positive regulation of autophagosome maturation. The coding region runs from base 276 to 4820 and encodes 1514 amino acids. The record is from RefSeq and is a predicted model, not a curated record.
UGUUGAUUGUUAUGGGUUUGACUCAUUUCUAAAAGUAUGUUAAAGUUGUUAGUCUUGUGUUUUUUGGUUCCUAGAAAAAGUGUAGAAUGAAAUUAGAUUAUUUAAGUCACUGUUUCCAACCAGUGUCAUGGUUAUUUUCGUUUGUUAAAUGAUUAAGUCGUCAAAGCUACGUCACUGGGACGGUUGUGAAACUACGUCUAAGUUGCCAGCUGACUUCUCAACAGACUGGAUGUAACCCUGUGACCUCUGGUUGCCAGGGAGCGAGAAGUGGGGCCAUGGCUGCUGGGGCUACGGUCGGGGAGAGCCAACUCCAGAGGAUUAUCCGAGAUCUGCAUGAGGCCGUUGCAGAGCUUGCAAAGGAGUACAGGGAAACUGGGGAGCCAAUUACAGAUGACAGCACAAAUCUACACAGAUUCUCCUACAAACUGGAGUAUCUGCUCCAGUUUGACCAGAAGGAGAAGACAUCAUUUCUUGGUACUAAGAAAGACUAUUGGGAAUAUUUCAAUGACUGUCUGGCAAAGAUAAAAGGAGCCAACGAUGGUAUCCGUUUCGUCAAAUCCAUUGCUGAGCUGAAGACGUCUCUGGGGAAAGGCCGAGCAUUUAUCCGCUACUCCCUCGUACAUCAGCGAUUGGCUGACACGCUGCAGCAGUGCCUAAUGAACCAGAAAGUCACCAGUGACUGGUACUAUGCAAGAAGCCCAUUCCUGAAGCCCCACCUUAGUGUCGAUAUAAUCAGUCACCUGUAUGAGCUCAACGAGGUGCAGUUUGACGUGGCGUCUAGAGGUCAUGAUCUUGAUGCCUCCUGGCCAACAUUUGCAAGGAGGACAUUGGGAUCUGCAAAUUCACUUGGCCACUUAUGGAAACCACCUAGUCGCAGUUCCAGUAUCACCAGUCUGGCCAGUACCUAUUCACAGCAAGCACACGAGUUUCCUUCCAGCCCCGACUAUGGACAGGGUCUUAUGAAUGAUCUGAAUGAGUCUCUGCCUGCUUGCAUAGAAGAUGUCAGCACAGCUGAGGACCUUCGUCUGGAGCUAGACCAGUCAGAGCUAAAGCAACGGGAGCUACUUGAUAAGGUGCAGCAGCUCGGUGAGGAGGCUUCUGAGCUCAGGGGAGUCGUUGUGGAGCUUCAGAGACAGCUUGAUGUGUCACUCGCUGCCCAGGAGGAGCACCAGAGCUUGCAGGCACAACUCAAGGCUGGUCAGGAUAGAGAGCAGACUCUGUCUAAAGAAGUUGAAGAGCUUAGGACAGGGGAAAAGGCAAAGGAUGUUCAGCAUGUCUUACUUCAGGAGAAGCUGUCAGCUGCAGAGGGGAAGAACGUAGAGCUCAUGGCCAAGUUGGAUGGGAUUCUCAAUGAGAAGGGCCAGCAGGCAGCCAGUUACUUUGACUCGGCACAGAAGAUUCACGAGUUGUUGGACCGAUUGAAAGAGGCAGAGAGAGGAAAGAUGGAGGCUGUAGGUGAGAUGGAAGACAAGAGGAGACACGCAAUAAGGCUAGAGGAGGAGCUGACACUCAAGGAGGCAACAGUAAAAGAAAGUGAAACCAAGCUUGAAGCAUUAGCUGCAUCUGUGUCUGAAGAGAAGGCUAAGUUGGAGGUGAAAGUGGAGGAACAGUGCAGUGUCCUUGAAAAGCUGCAGGGGAGCUUGACGUUGAGGGACAAGGAGGCAAACAACCUACAGAGGCAGCUGCAGGACCUCCAAAGAUCUCUAGAGGAUAAAGAGAAAGAGUUGGAUGAGGUGAAGAGGAGGGCACAAGAAGAUAUAGAUGAAAUACAAAAAAAUGUUUGCAGUUUGAGAGAUUCUUUAGAAGGAGAAGUUGCUACCCUUACAGAGCACCUCAAGAGGAAAGACGCAGAGCUGAACUCUAGCAGUGAGGCAUUACAGCAACUAAAAGCCAAGAACCAGAGCUUAAACAUAGAGAGAGAACAAAUGACCUCCAGCCUCGCUGAACACGAGGGUAUGAUCAAAGAACAGGCGGCAAAGGCUGAAGACUAUGAGGUGCAGUGUGCCGGUCUAAUGGAAUUAAAAGAAAAACUUCUCAACACAGUGAGUAGAAAUGAGGAGAUGCAGAAAGAGAUGAUAGAAAACAGAAAAGUGCUUGAGGCUGAAUUGGCAACUUUAAGGGCCUCGGAGAAACAGCUCAGAGGACAGUUGGAUGACACCAAGAUGACAGUAGAUGAAAAAGAGAAGAGACUACGUGAGGAAAACCGCAAGCUGGAUGAGAGUCUGCAACGCGCCACCAUGGCUGCAAAGCUGUCGGAGAUGACCUCCGAGCGGCUGGAGCAGGAGAAUCAGAGUCUGCGUGAGGAGCAGGAAAUUGUGAAAGCAGCUCUAAGUCGCAUGCAGGUAGACUUGAAGAAUGUUCACGGGCAGAUCGGAGAGUUGGAGAAGAACUUGGGGGCAUCACGCAAAAACGAGGCGAGUCUUCAAGAACAGCUAAGAACCAAAGAGGCCCAGAUAGAGAAUAAAGAGAAGGACUUUGAAAAGUUGUUGUCCACAUUAAAAGCGUUAGAGACUAAGGAAAAGGAGCUUGAACUUGCCAAAGCCAACGCAGAAGCAACUUGUGCCAGACAGACAGAGGUGAUCGAAAGGAUCACAUCUGAGAAAAAGGCAAUGGAGACGUCACAUUUGGAAAGGAAUGAGGCUCAAGUGGAGGAUAAGCACAAAGUUACCACUAAAUUAACUGUGGUUGAAGGCCAGUUGGAGCUUAGCAUGAAAGAGGUGUCCAGGCUCCAAGCAGACGUCUUGGACCUGAAGGUGAAAACGCAGAGAUCUGAGGAGGAAAAGUUGAAAUCCCAAGCACAAUUGGAAGUGACAGAAGCCCAAAGAGAUGAGCUCAGGUCUCUUACCGAGCAGCUUAAAGGCCAAACGGAAGCAUUGAAUUCGAACCACGUAGCAGAGCUUAUGGAGUGCAAAAACAAAGAAGAAGCCCUUACUGAACAGCGUGAUCGAGAGGUUGCUUCCCAUGCGGAGUUGGCCAUCUCUGCGGCUGCCCUCCGAGAAGAGUUGUCCACCCUGAAAGCUGGAAACAACCGACUAAAAUUAGAGAACAAUGAGAUCCGCGAGGGUCUGCACAGAGCAAACACUGAGACGGCAGAGCUGGGGAUGACCAUCUGUAAGCUAAGUGCAGAAAAGGAGGACCUCAAAGAGCAAUGGGCUGGCAACGCUGCUACAAUUGAAGGUUUAGAAAAGAAGGUAGAACAACUGAAGGACUGUAUUGAAGGCCUGCAGCUUGAAAAAAACACUUUACAAAAAGAGCUAACACAAAAAGAGGCACUUCCAGAGACUAUUACGGAGCUCAAGGAAGAGCUGGAAAAGACAAAGAACAACAUGAAAAGUGUCAAGGUGUCCUGCAGAGAGGAGGUGGAGGCUGCCAAGUUCCAUAUGAGCUCAGAGAGCAUGACUCACCAGGUCCAGAUCAAGAGUGUUAAUGAACAGUUGGACGCGGUGAAAGCUCAGCUGGAGGAAGAGCUGAGCAACGUGUCCACCUUGAACGCCAAAGUCUCUGAACUAGAGGCUGCCACUGAGGAAUAUUUGCAACUAAUAGGCGAGAAAGAUGAUUACAUCACAAAGACAGAAGCAACCAUUCGUGAGAAUAACGACGAGAUUCAGCAGCUCAGAAACGCAGCAACCAGUGCUGAAGAGGCACACUUUAAUGUGCAAAAGGUGUGUGAGGAACUGAAGCAGAAACUAGAGGCAACAGAAGCUGACAAGCAAAGCGAGCAUCUGAAGAUGACUGCAGAGAUCGAUGACCUCAACAGAACCAAGAUGAACCUUGAAGAGCGGCUCAUUGAGCUUAUAAAGGACAAAGAUGCUCUGUGGCAGAAGUCAGACGCUUUGGAGUUUGAGCAGAAGUUGCGAGCGGAAGAGCGCUGGUGGUUGGUGGAUAAGGAGGCCACACACUGUCUGGGCUGCCAGGGCCAGUUCACCUGGUGGCUGCGCAGACAUCACUGCAGGCUUUGUGGACGCAUCUUCUGUUAUUACUGCAGCAACAACUUCGUGAUGACCAAGCACAGUGGGAAGAAGGAGCGGUGCUGCAGAGAUUGCUACACCGAGCACAGUGCGGUGGUGGAGAGGUUCACAGAAGCAGAGCUGAGUCCUUCCGAUGUUCUGCCUCCUCCCCCUGGAGCUGGACCUCAGCCACCUCUGGAACCAGCUCCGUAUAAACCCACUCCCAGGGUAACGGUUAUCGACCCCAGUAACAGGUCUGAUGACGGAGCAUUUGACAUCAUCACAGAGGAGGAGGUGAAUGGCGUCUACGACAGUGACGUUGCAUCUCAAACGACGGGAGGCUCCCUGGAGGGGGAACAAGACCUACGGCUUCCAGGAGCAAUGGAAAUAGGCACAGGAGAUGUGACCCCUGAUGAGGAACAAGUGCCCACUGUUCAGGAUUCAGAGAUUAACCUUCUCAAAUCAGGAGAGAUCACAAUGGCUGUCCCCCUCAGCACUGAUGAGAUUUCUCAGUUUGGUGACGGUUCCAGAGAGCUCUUCAUCAAAUCCAGCUGUUACAGUGUCAUCACCGUCACUGUGGCCGACUGUGGGCCUAGUAUUAGCUGGGUGUUUUCCUCCGAACCCAAGAGUAUCUCUUUUAGCGUUGUUUAUCGGGAAUCCUGUGACACUCAGGUGGAACAGUCAAAGGUCCUCAUUCCUCUCACUCGUUGCAAUUCCCAUAAAGAGACAAUUCAAGGACAGCUGAAAGUGCGGCACCCCGGCCUCUACACCCUCAUCUUUGACAACUCCUUCUCACGUUUCAUCUCCAAGAAGGUUUUUUACCAUCUCACCAUGGAGAAGCCCAUAAUCUACGACGGAAGUGACGGCCCCUGAUGUGUAACUCUACAGACGCUCCCGCAGAGGUCGCCUUCUCUGUGACGGCUGAAGGGAAACUGACAAGUUGACAUUUCAGUGGCUUUUCCUCCUCUUCUGUGCUGCAAACCAAGUGUUUUAUGUGUUUUUAUAUUUUAGAAAUGUUGAUUUUUAUUUGAUCUAGAGGUGUUGUGUCACCCAAGUAAGUCAUUGUUUAAAAAAGGAAAACUGUUUUAUAAUGUUAGAGCUAUGCAAGUUUGAGCACAUUUACUGUAGUCUCCUAUAGUCUCCAAGUAAUCUGAAUACUUUUCUUCAAGUUACUCUGGUUUUUCUUCUUUUUUUUUUUUUUAUCUUCUUGAUUUAGGAGUCUUCAAUUUUUUUCUUUAAUUGAAUUUUUUCCAAAUAUGCUGUAAGAUUUUGCAGAUGGACAAUCAUCACAAGUAGCACUAGCAAUGUUUUUAAAUUCACCUGAAUUUUUUUUUUUUAUUUAAAUUUGUGCUUUUAUUUGUAACCUCCCCCUCUACCCCGAAAAAAACAAAGACGAAGAACUGCAGGCCAGUGUUUUACUUGCUGCAAGUUCUGAAAUUAGCUUUUAAAAAGCACAGUUUGUGUUUCAUAACAAAGCACAAACCUUUGUGCAAACCUCAGGAUGAGAACAUAGUCGUCUCGGUAGCAUGUCCUAAAAGAACACAGAAGGAACUAACAGAACACCACAGACUUCUUACUUUGUGAGGAAACCUGCACACCAGCUUUCUCCAUCCAGCCUGCGCUGAACCUACACCGUGUACGUUCAGACUCUAGAUAGUUUGUGUUGUUACAGCGGCUUGAAGUUAAAUUAUUCUAUUGAUUGUCAGCUACAGAGCCACUGUAUCUUUAAAGUGCCUUUUAGUUCUACUGGCCAGGGACUAGUUUGCUUUAAUAAUGGUAUGUGUGACCAUUUGUUAUCCUCACAAACCAUCACACAAGGUUUCACCUAAGUCACAUUGAGCACAGUCACAUAUGUUUGUAUCAAGUAAAGGGAUUUUUUUUUUCCACAUUUGGCUUUUAUUUUAAAUUCUGGAGUUGUUUUUGACGUAGUAUUAGAUUACACUCUGUUUUGGGUCACUCGUGGACUCGGUCUUAACACUACUUAGCCAGCAAUACAUCCUGCUUUUGGAGAAGUCGGUUUGUGUUUCAUAUGACGACUUUUCUACUUCUGAGGGAUGGUAAUAUAUGCACAUUGUACUCAAAUCCUCAUCCUAUUUCCUCUACAGACCUGCACUUUGCAAAUUAUAUUUUUAAUUGUCAUAAACAAAACUCUUGAUAUUGGUCAAAUAGUUUGCACAGGGACAGAUUUUUCUACCUACUUUUUUUGAAGGAUUCUUUUAAGGGGAGUAAAAAAGUGUGGAAAAUCGUUGUGACAGGUGCUGAGUGUUGUAACUCAAAUCAAAUGUGUCAAACACCAAGUAAACAUGAAUAAAAUAUGAGAGUG